This is a messenger RNA of Coprinopsis cinerea okayama7#130, 1065 nucleotides long. RefSeq lists its product as hypothetical. Lineage: Eukaryota; Fungi; Basidiomycota; Agaricomycetes; Agaricales; Psathyrellaceae. The record is from RefSeq and is a predicted model, not a curated record. The transcript has 10 exons. The coding region runs from base 1 to 1065 and encodes 354 amino acids.
AUGUCGGACGCAGCUCCCGGACCUCAGAAUCUGAUUCUGGUCGUUGGACCAAUUUUGGUCGGGUCUCUUGUCUCGUCCCUACUAUUCGGAGCAUUCCUCGUCCAAGUUUUUCACUAUAUCUCUUCGCUCACCGAUAAAGACAAAAGAAAGCUUCCUUACCUAGUUGGCCUCAUUGUCAUCGUUGAGAUCUUGAAUCUCUCUUUCAUCUUCCACAAUGUGUGGAGUCGCUUGGUGGCCUCGCUCGUUGACCCUGUGCUCUUGGUCAAGCCUCAAGCGACAGGACCGGUUAUCCAGAUUCUCAGUGGAUUUGUCGCCGCAUCCGUCCAGUGCUUCUUUGCUUGGCGAGUGUGGAUUCUUGCUUCUACGAAAAUUGAUAAAGGCAUCUCUGUCUUCAUUGCCUUGUUGGCUGGCGCAGAACUUUGUCUAGCAAUCGCCGUUGGCAUCCAGUUCAUAUCUGUCAUUGCCUACGGCGCCUCCCCUAUCAAGACUAUCGGCACGACAGUCGGGAUGCAACUCGGCGCAGCGCUUAUCUGCGAUGCGAUGAUUACGUUCGCCAUGGUAUCCUUACUUUCGAGAUACAAGGAACGCAUCAUGAUCUCCGAGACGAGAAACAUACUCAACGCUAUCACUCGCAACGUCGUUGAGAACGGCCUCAUUACGACCGUCUUCGCUUCCCUCAACCUCGCGUUCUUCUUCGCAAGACCAAACGACAUGAUCCACAUGGCCUUCCACUACGUGAUCGGUCGCCUUUAUGCCAACGUCCUGCUGGCUAGCUUGAACAAUCGCCAACGACUCAGCAAUUCUCGCAGUGGAACUGCCUUCACGACUUCGAACGGCGGUUUCCAGUUCACCAACCGGGCUACAGAGCAAACUCGCGUUGUCUCGGCUGACAUCAAGUCUACUGCCCGGGCAUCGACGUCGGAUAUCCAAUUGUCAAAGAUCAGGGCUCUGGGCGAUUCUGAUUCAGAGGAAAGAGGGGAGAAUGUCUCCGGACCAAACCCUGAUGUUCUUAUCUCCGUUUCGAAGGAGGUGUACAUAGAGAGAGGCUCGAUGACCCAAGCUUAG